This is a messenger RNA of Notechis scutatus (mainland tiger snake), 1825 nucleotides long. It is a transcript of the gene CLEC3B, whose product is annotated as C-type lectin domain family 3 member B. Gene Ontology annotation, biological process: ossification; bone mineralization. The record is from RefSeq and is a predicted model, not a curated record. NCBI's taxonomy places the organism in Eukaryota, Metazoa, Chordata, Lepidosauria, Squamata, Elapidae.
AAUUGGAACUGAUUCUUGGCCAGACAUUUUAGUUAACGCCAUGUUAAAAAGCUUGACUCUAGGCAGACCAAAUCCAGUUUUGUUCCAAUCUCUUUGAGGGCAACAGCAGCAAAAUGCCAUUCCGAGGAAUUUGUGUUCUGGUCUGUGUUCUUUGUGUGACACAGAUAACAGCUCAACAGAACACCAGAACCAAGAAAAAGCCAGAAUCAAGAAAAGAUGCUGUAACCCUCAGAAUGAUUGAAGACCUUAAAGAGCUACUAGAGAAUCUUUCUCAAGAGGUGGCCUUACUAAAGGAAAAGCAAGCACUUCAAACAGUUUGUCUGAAAGGUACAAAGAUCAACCUAAAAUGUAUCCUGGCUUUUUCCCAUGCUAAGUCCUAUCAUGAGGCCAAUGAAGAUUGCAUUUCCCAGGGUGGCACCCUUAGUACACCACAGACAGGUGACGAAAAUGAUGCUGUCUAUGAUUAUGUGAGGAAGACUCUGGGGAAUGAGGUGGAAAUUUGGCUUGGCAUCAAUGACCUGGCAGUGGAGGGCAAAUGGGUGGACAUGACAAGCAGCAGCAUUAGCUAUAAGAAUUGGGAAACAGAGAUCACCACCCAACCUGAUGGAGGGAAGCAAGAAAAUUGUGCAGCAUUGUCUGCAGUGGCUGUGGGAAAGUGGUUUGACAAGAGGUGCAGAGAGCAGUUGCUCUAUGUAUGCCAGUUCAUGAUUGUUUAAUAGAUUCAUCUCAGGGAAGGUUUAAUCAAUAUAAUCCAUUGAUCCCUGGAGUUUUGAGUGUGCAUCUUUGUUUGCUUAAACAUAUAUAGAUAUUUAUGAUGAGCCAUAUACAUAUGUAUACACAUUUAACAGAAAAAGUAAUGGCAAUGGAUUAGAAGAAAUUAGAUAUUUGCUGCACUUUAAUUGGUUAUAAGCUACAUCCUAUUAUUAGAAGCAAUAUUAUAUUUACUUGGAUACAAAUCAUAAAUAUCUAUAUUUUUACAUUUAGAAUUUAUUACAAAGAUUUCACUUUUGGGAACAUUCAAUCUUUGCCAAAAUUUCAAUUUAUUGUUGCAUGCAAUUUUUCUGCAAUCUAGCAAUUUUCCUGCUAAUCACACUAAUGAGUGGCUUUUGUUAAACUGUCCCUAUUUGUUGGACUAAAUAGUUAAAUAGUUCAUCUGAAAAUGAAAGUGUUUUUAGCAUCCCUGCUUUCAUUUCAGCACUGAACUCAAAAGUAAGCAGAGUUUAUUCUAUGUGAACAAUAAAAGAAGCAGCAAUGAAGGAACUAACAAAAAUGUUUUACAUGUUUUGCUAAAAUAUAUAUUUCUAAAUUGCUUGGCUGUAUUUCUUCUUGGCAUAUCUAGAUUAGGUAAAAAUGAAGAAAAAGUAAAGUAAGGGAAGAAUUCUGCUGCAAAAAAUUGUACCUAUGCUUGAAAAGGAAAGUGAAAGACUUCAGAAGGUGGUUGUAACACCAGUCUUCAUCUAAGUAACAUGGUCAUGGGGAGGGGGACAGGAAUCCAGAGUAUUUCUUCAAGGGCUCCUAUAGAAACAUUAGGGAAUCAGUUAUCAACUUGAUUCUGGAUAAGUAUACUGAUAUACCCAGUGGCUCAUUGGAAAAAAAUUAUAUAAGAGAUUUUGGGCUGUCUAUCAGUACAGUAAUUUUCUUUUAUACACACAUACACACACACACAUAUAGCCCAUACCAUAUAAUAUUCCAUUUCUUUUUUUUCUCUAAUUACCAAUGUUAAUCUAUUGAUUUCUGCAUAUUCAAAUAUUUUUUCAAUUACUUUUCCCUCUGUUGUUAUCUUACCACUUUUCCAAUUCUGAGCAAAUACAAUUCUAACUGCUGU